Molecule: messenger RNA, 1854 nt
Organism: Cololabis saira (Pacific saury)
Lineage: Eukaryota; Metazoa; Chordata; Actinopteri; Beloniformes; Belonidae
Gene: f2r
Product: coagulation factor II (thrombin) receptor
Exons: 2
Coding region: 82-1380 (432 amino acids)
Biological process (GO): positive regulation of Rho protein signal transduction; positive regulation of blood coagulation; phospholipase C-activating G protein-coupled receptor signaling pathway
Cellular component (GO): membrane
Molecular function (GO): thrombin-activated receptor activity
Source: RefSeq, a predicted model, not a curated record
GAAACACACUUCAAAAACCCUUCUGGCUAACGGAUCAUUUCAGCUCACCUGUACAGUAUUUGGAGGUUAUUCAGAGAAACUAUGCUUCCCCUGUUGAUAGGCUUGUUUGGUGUGUUUUCUCACCUGAGUUUAGCACUUCCCUCCCAAAAUGGCUCCUUGCUUCUCCCACGGACUUUUUCUGGUCACUUUGUACUGGUCACUGAGGAGCCGGCCGACUAUAUUGACCUGUCUGCUUUAGACCUGCUGGACGAUGGGAGCGGCAUGGAGCCGGACCGGGAGCCCGUAAAGCCACACGGCCACCACCACAACCAGCACCGUCGCCCCCACAAGAGCUAUUAUGUCUCUGAAGAAACCAAAAAGUUUCUUCAGGGUCGCUUGGCAACAUCCUUCAUCCCAACCAUCUACACCCUGGUCUUCAUCGUCAGCGUGCCCCUCAAUCUGGUUGCCGUGGUGAUAUUUGUGCGUCACAUCCGUCCCAAGAAGGCAGCAGUGAUCUACAUGCUGAACCUGGCUUGUGCCGACCUGCUUUUCGGCCUGCUGCUCCCUUUCAGAAUCGCCUACCAUUACCAUGGCAACAACUGGAUUUACGGCUCCUUCAUGUGCCGAGUUGUCACCGCGGCCUUCUACUGCAACAUGUACUGCUCAGUCCUGCUCAUAAUGUGCAUAAGCGUUGACCGUUUCCUGGCUGUGGUUUACCCCAUGAACGCGCUGACGUGGCGCAGCCCCCGCACGGCUGCAGCCGUGUGCGCCGCCAUGUGGCUGCUGUCGCUGGGGGGCGUCUUCCCCCUCCUGCUGUCAGGACAGACCAUCCAUUUACCAGACCUCGGAAUCACCACCUGCCAUGAUGUACAAGAUGUAGAAAAGCUACAAGCUUACUACCUGUACUUCUUCCCCAUCUACUCCUCCAUCUUCUUCUUCAUCCCUCUCGUCUUCACGGUCGUCUGCUACGUCCGCAUCAUUCAGGCUCUGGCAGCAGCCAACGUGGAUAACCGCUCCAAGAAGACGCGGGCUAUGGUGAUGGUGGUGCUGGUGCUGCUCGUGUUUGCCGUCUGUUUCACACCCACCAACAUCAUCCUGAUGAGCCACUACGUCAAGUUGGCCCACAAGUCCGGAGACAGUUCCUACCAGGCCUACCUCAUCUCCAUGUGUAUAGGCAGUUUCAACUGCUGCCUGGAUCCAGUCCUCUAUUACUUUGGCUCAUCCCAGUGCCAGAGGCAAGUGGAGGCGUUUCUCAGGUGCAGGGGACCGGCACGAGCAGAGAGCAGCUCAGAAUCGCACAGCAGCACCAGAACCAGUGGACUGACGAACAGCAGCAGGUCCUGCAAGAUGGAGGGGAUUCAGACUGGCCUGGGGGGCCAGUACAGCCGGCUGGUGGCUUGAGUGAAAAGACUUGAGAAGAAAAACUAUCCAACUAGCAAAUGCAACACCAAAACACUUGAGGAUCAGUAUAUUUUUUGAAUUAAGAAAAAUACUCAGGUUGGAUUAAAUGAAGUUGUGAAGCUUGGUUUUAUGAGCUGUGGAUGUACCAGUGUAUCGUGUGUCCUACAGAAGGAACAUCACCGUCCCUGCAGUCCAACAUGCUGUAUCCAACUGUUUAAUCACAAAAGAAUGACGUGUGUUGCAGUUCAGAUAGUCAUGACUUAUUGUAGAACAAGCUGCGCUUUUGAUUUAAAUUUGCAUGUGUUUAUCUGUUGUAUGUUUUGAGUAAGAAUGCAAAGUACAUUUAAUCUCUAAUAACUUUGUACAGGCAAGUAUAAAUCAGAAAUGUGUGUACAGGUGACCUUGUCAAAGUUUCUGUACUUUGCCACUCAGGGAAAGUAUUGAAAAAGUACAUCAUAAAACCUUUUGAACUUG